GAUAGCCGGACUUGCACUUGAAGCAAGUGAGCGUGGCAUCGCCAACCAGACGGGCGCUGCGAGACGUCACCUUUGCUGAUCUCUACGUGGCAUAAGUGAGGGUUUACACGUGUUGCGUACUCCUUAUGCAACAAAGAAUGCGGGCGUCGCUUCUGAUCGCGGCGGGCGUGCUUUCACUCGCGGCGGUUGUCAACGGCCAGCUUGGAUGGGCGCCGUUGACGCCGUAUGUGCCGGCCGAGUCCUUUGACACGCUGCUGAAGACCAGCAGCUACGAUGAGCGCUACCGGCAGACCAACCUGCUGUCGGAGCUGGGCUCGUCGUUUGACGGCAUCAAGUUCCUGGUCACCCAGGGUGCCAGUCUCAUCCCUUCGCUCGCCUCGUUCGCCUCGGCGCUGCCCGCCAAUCUGACCGUCGAGCCAGGACUGUCCAAACUGGCGCUGGCAACGCAGGCCUACCUGGCGCUGUACGGCGGAGUGGCCGACGUGCAGUACCCCGUGUUCUCAGACUCUGCGCCCAUCAACACCUUUAAGCAUGCCGCUGCCAACCUGGUCAUUGUCAACGGCGUGCCGCUGGGCAACGGCGUGUCGCUCUACUCCACCGCCAUCUUCUCGCUGGUCAACGGUCCGCUGCUGCUGAACCUGCCGCCGUACAGCGGCGGGUACUGGCUCAUCCCUUUCUAUGAUGCCUACGGCGAGGUGUUCAAUGUGCUGGGCAGCCGCCAGGGCGACAACGGCGGCGGCUCCUUCCUACUUGUGCCGCACGACUGGCAGGCGCCCGAGGGACUGGACAUCCCCCAGGAGUUCAAGCUGAUCCGCUCGCCCACCCAGGAGGGCAUCAUCCUGGGCCGCACCUCCUUCAACGGCACCGGCGCCGCCAACUGGACACUCACCUGGAACUUCACCCGGUGGGGCCCCAACCCCCGCGGCGACGACGUGCCCGACGUGGUGUUCCCCAAGGGCGCCGGACUGGCCUACCCCGGCACCGCCGCGGCCACACUGCAGGCCAUCAACACAGCCGACCCCUGGGCCUUCUGGAAGGUGGCGGGUGAGGUGUUCCGUCGCAACGGCCAGUCCUCCAUCCCCACCCCCCUGGUCAAGGAGCUGGGCAAGAUCGGCAUCUACAGGGACUUUGGGUUCGUGUCGUACGGCCUGGACGUCAACACCACGGAUGCCCUGGCGAUCGCGCCCAUUCUGGCCACGCGUAUCGCUGUGGCCAAGUACACCUUCCUGGGCACCCCCGCCACCAACUACUGGAAGUUGCCGGUGUACAACGGCGCCUGGGGCAACGACUACGUACUGGCAGCCGCCAUCAUCAAGGGCUUCUGGAUCUCCAACCGCCUGGACGACGCCGCCUACUACUACAACUACCUGGACUCCAACGGCCAACCGCUUGUUGGAAACAACACCUACGAGCUGCUGCUGCCCAAGGCGCCUCCCGCCACCUCCGGCGCCUUCUGGUCGGUUCAGGCCCUGGACAUCGACCGCUGGACGCUGCUGUACGGCCCCUACCCACUCAACACGGCCCUGUCCAGCCCUGUGGCGGGUCUGUACGUGCGCCCCGACGGCUCCAUCCCCAUCCGGGUGCAGGUGGCCAGUCCGCCCGCCAACACCACCGCCGCCAGCCGUGGCUGGAACUGGGUCCCCGGCUACCCCGGCCACUUCCACCUCAUCCUGCGCAUCUACGCGGGCGAUGCCUCGGUGCUCUCCGACACCUACGUCCCGCCGCCCAUCGUCAAGCUCGCCGCCGGCAGCAGCGGCAACAGCACCACCGGCGGCAGCAGCCCCGCGCCGAGCCCUGCUGCCGGCCCCAGCGCCGGCGGCGCCAGCCCCAGCCCUGCCUACGGCGGCCGUCGCGCCAUCUAAAGUCGCUGCCUACGCCGGCUAGCUUGUGCCCAUGUGGAUGCCACGUGUGUGUCCUGCCCCGUUGGGGACGGUGGGCCCGUCGGCAGUCUCCGCGUGCCCACGUGUGCAGAAGUGCGGUCUGGUGCUGCUGUCGUUAGCGCUUCCAUUCGCGUAACGGGUCGGACCGGCUGUAGAAUGUGGUGUGCGGUGGGGUGCUCCGUGAUCCGCAUGAUGCAUGCAUGCAUGCGUGCGUGAGCUUGCUUGUAAGAGUAGGUGUAUGAUAUAAAGAGGUAGCUUGUGUACAUACGGUAUGCGCUUGCCCCCUUGUGUAUAUAUGGUGCGCGCUUUCAUCUUUGUAUACAUACGGUAUGCGGUGACGCCGCUGGGAGAAGCGCCAAGGCUCUGCCGGAACGCCGUUCUUCCCCCGCCCUUGCAAGUCUGGCACUCUGGCAUCCAGAUUGAUGGGCGUGCUUAUAUGCGCUGGAGGUUGUUUAUAUGCAUGUAAAGCUUACGGGAGAUGAAGCAUCUGUGCAGGUCCAUCAUCGCAAGCAUUGCGCCAGAACCCCCGAUGGCGAAGUAAGGAUGUACGCGCGCUGGCUGCUGCUCGCGUGCCGCCGGUUGGCCGGCGUCACACCGCCGUGCGUGUGUCAGGCUGUCAGCUCGCACCCACCCGUGUGCCCGUGAGCUGGCCGGGCCAGGUCACUUGCCGGUCGGCCGGUCGGGGUAUGUAACUGUGCAACGCU
Messenger RNA from Chlamydomonas reinhardtii, 2584 nucleotides. RefSeq lists its product as uncharacterized. NCBI's taxonomy places the organism in Eukaryota, Viridiplantae, Chlorophyta, Chlorophyceae, Chlamydomonadales, Chlamydomonadaceae. The transcript has 16 exons. The record is from RefSeq and is a predicted model, not a curated record. The coding region runs from base 138 to 1862 and encodes 574 amino acids.